Messenger RNA from Paramecium octaurelia, 198 nucleotides. Lineage: Eukaryota; Ciliophora; Oligohymenophorea; Peniculida; Parameciidae. The record is from the annotation of a GenBank genome assembly.
AUGAUAGGACAUGAAUUUGUUUUAUAUAAUAUAAAAGAUUCUUAAAUAACAUAAAAGUUAGAAAGCAUAUAAUUACCUUGUAUUCCAACAAAGAUGAUAUUUUUAGAACAAAGCCAAUAAAUUUAUAUUAAAAAACAAAGACUAUUUAAUAUUGCUAAAUUUAUCAUAACUACACCAAAUUUCCUUGGUCUAAUUUGA